This is a messenger RNA of Phycomyces blakesleeanus NRRL 1555(-), 1379 nucleotides long. RefSeq lists its product as hypothetical. Gene Ontology annotation, cellular component: membrane. The record is from RefSeq and is a predicted model, not a curated record. Lineage: Eukaryota; Fungi; Mucoromycota; Mucoromycetes; Mucorales; Phycomycetaceae. Bases 90 to 1136 code for a protein of 348 amino acids. The transcript is spliced from 6 exons. Gene Ontology annotation, biological process: magnesium ion transport. Gene Ontology annotation, molecular function: magnesium ion transmembrane transporter activity.
AAAAAAAAACCUUCUUUACUUAAAAAGAAAAUAAUCAUUUGGGCUGGCAAAAGCUGCUUAUUUCAUCAAACCCCUCAAUUCUGUCCGUAAUGCUUCAAGAAAAAUACAUUGGCCUCACACUGGCCAUGUGCUCAAGUGUCUUUAUCGGUCUCUCAUUUAUCAUUACAAAAAAAGGCCUCAUUAACUCAAAACGGCGUCAUGGCAAUGCAGCAGAAGAAGGAGGUCAUUACUACCUACGCAAUUGGACAUGGUGGGCUGGUAUGGGAACAAUGGCCGUUGGUGAAAUCCUCAAUUUCUCGGCCUAUUCAUUCGCCCCUGCUAUCCUCGUAACACCCCUUGGUGCCCUUAGUGUGAUCCUGGGAGCCAUAUUUGCAUCCCUAUUCCUUCGAGAAAAACUUGGUGCUAUUGGAAAGAUCGGAUGUCUUUUGUCCGUAAUUGGUGCAGUUAUUAUCGUACUACAUGCUCCAGAAGACAAAGAAGUUACCUCAAUCGAUGAAUUAUUAUUCUAUGCUCUCCAGCCUGCAUUCAUGACCUACUGUGCAAUGGUGGUUAUUGUGAGUCUGAUCAUGAUCUAUUUGGUCGUCCCUCGUUAUGGAAAAAAGAACCCCUUCGUCUACAUCUCCAUCUGCUCACUUGUGGGUUCAGUCUCGGUCAUGUCCAUCAAAGCUUUCGGAAUCGCCCUCAAGUUGACCUUUGCAGGCAAUAACCAAUUUACACAUCCUUCUACCUACGCAUUUGGUAUAGUCGUAAUUGUUUGCAUCAUCACCCAGAUGAAUUACUUUAACAAGGCCCUUGACCAAUUCUCUACCAAUGUUGUAAAUCCUAUCUAUUUUGUCAUGUUUACUUCAAGUGUAUUGGUUGCAUCGGCCAUUCUGUUUCAGGGGUUCAACACAGAUAAUACCGUAAAUGUAGUCUCGUUGAUCUGCGGCUUCAUUAUCAUUUUUGCAGGCGUCUAUCUCCUGGACUCCAUUGCACGUGGCGCUGGCGCCGGUGGAGGAGGAGGAGGAGGAGUGGGAGACCAUCUAGGAUCUCCAGAAGAACAGGGCUUCUUAAUGGGUGAAGACGAAGAAGAUGCUAUGGGUCUCACUGAUCUAAGUGCCUCGGACGAAGAAAGGUUAAGACGAUCCAAUAGAUAGAUAAUGUCAUGUAUUAACCCUCUUUCUCUUUCUCUUAAAUUCCCUACAUCUUCUUUUCUCCUUCUUAUUAUUAUUAUUAUUUUUUGUGUUUUUUUUUCCUUUCUUUAUAUUCUUCUUCUUCUUCUUUUUUAUAUUACUUUACAUAGUUUCUUGAAAGGCCUUGCCAAUGCACAUAGACAGACAGAUUUAUAAAAAGUGUUGAAUGUUUUCAAUGUAAUAAAAAAAACAGCCCUUUUUUAAUGU